GGCCAUCAAAUGAAGGAGCUGGCAAAGUCAGCCUCUUGAAGAAAGUACCAGCACUGAAGGACGGAGACUUCACCCUAGCGGAAUGCACUGCUAUUCUGCUGUACCUGAGCCGAAAGUACAACACUCCCGACCACUGGUACCCAUCGGACAUUCAGAAACGGGCCCAGGUAGAUGAGUACCUCUCAUGGCAUCACGCUAACAUCCGGGCUAAUGCUCCUAAGACCAUGUGGAUCAAGGUGCUGAUUCCCCUCUUCACAGGGCAGCCGCUGCCCUCUGAGAAGCUUCAGGAGGUUAUGGAGGGGCUGUCCACUUCCCUGAAGCAAUUUGAAGAGAGGUUUCUGCAGGAUAAGGCUUUUAUCAUCGGGAGUGAGAUCUCUCUGGCUGAUCUUGUGGCCAUUGUGGAGCUGAUGCAACCCGUUGGCGUUGGCUGUGACAUCUUUGAAGACAGACCCAGGCUGAUGGAGUGGCGCAGGCGGGUGGAGGAUGCUGUGGGGAAAGAGCUUUUCUUCCAAGCCCAUGAGAUGAUCCUCAAUAUCAAAGAACUGAGCAACAUUCAAAUUGAUCCACAGCUGAAAGAGCAUCUAGCACCUGUGUUGAUGAAGAUGUUGAAAUGA
Messenger RNA from Mesitornis unicolor (brown roatelo), 614 nucleotides. RefSeq names its product glutathione S-transferase theta-1. Lineage: Eukaryota; Metazoa; Chordata; Aves; Mesitornithiformes; Mesitornithidae. Gene Ontology annotation, molecular function: glutathione transferase activity. Gene Ontology annotation, cellular component: cytoplasm. The record is from RefSeq and is a predicted model, not a curated record. The transcript is spliced from 4 exons. Gene Ontology annotation, biological process: glutathione metabolic process. The annotation marks the transcript as partial.